This is a messenger RNA of Teleopsis dalmanni, 3419 nucleotides long. RefSeq names its product staphylococcal nuclease domain-containing protein 1 (gene Tudor-SN). Gene Ontology annotation, molecular function: nuclease activity; RNA binding. The coding region runs from base 373 to 3165 and encodes 930 amino acids. The record is from RefSeq and is a predicted model, not a curated record. The transcript has 4 exons. Gene Ontology annotation, cellular component: nucleus; RISC complex; cytosol. NCBI's taxonomy places the organism in Eukaryota, Metazoa, Arthropoda, Insecta, Diptera, Diopsidae. Gene Ontology annotation, biological process: mRNA catabolic process; regulatory ncRNA-mediated gene silencing.
AUUUUGUCAUCGUGGCUACUUUCUUUGUUGUUGCUUCAUUACAAGCUGCUUAUGUUGACAGCUGCGCAUUUAAAAAUAUAUUGUACUCUUUCUAACGAAUUAACAUUAAACGAAGAUAGCAACUUUCAAUGCAUAGUUGAGAUACCAUUGACAAGGUUUCAAGUUGAUAUUCAAAUUUAAUGCUGUCAAACCGAUUAUAAAGUUCGCGACGGGCGGAGGUGCGUUUAGGUUAAAACAAGAAAAUAGUUUCUUGGGGAAAAAAAUCAUAUUUUUCUUUGAAAAAUAAUAAAAAUUUGCAAGUGCAAAUUGAUUAAGUGAUUCCAAACAAAUUUCUAAAAUACUGAGGAUACACCCGCUUUAUUAAAAAAAAAUAUGAGUGCAGCAAAUGUAGCAACUGUUCCGGGUACUGGUUCUGUGCCGAGCAAUAAGGAAGGUGCGCCAGCGGCGAUUCCAGCACCGAUACGUAAAGGCAUCGUUAAACAAGUGUUAUCCGGUGAUACUGUCGUUAUCCGCGCUUCUAAAGGUGCACCACCACCAGAAAAGCAAAUAACAUUUUCUUACGUGGUUGCACCAAAAUUGGCACGUCGUCCAGGUUCUGGCGGUGAAGAGUCAAAGGAUGAACCAUGGGCUUGGGAUUCGAGGGAGGCCCUACGUAAAAAGUUAAUCGGUGCCGAAGUGACUUUUAGCUAUGAAAAACCCCAGAACUCAAAUCGAGAAUAUGGAUUUGUUUGGCUUGGAGAUAAAGAAACCGGCGAGAAUGUCGUUGAGACUAUGGUGAAAGAAGGCUUAGUGACUGUACGUCGCGAAGGCCGUCAAACUCCUGAAUCACUAAGUCUUAUCGAAUUAGAAGAUCAAGCAAAGAGCGCCGGUCGUGGUAAGUGGUCAUUUGCGGCACCAGUUGAAAAAAUACGUCACAUUAAGUGGACACAAGAGAAUCCUGCGCAUAUGGUCGAAAUCUAUAAUGGCAAUCCUGUUAAAGCAAUUAUCGAACAUGUACGUGAUGGUUCCACAGUGCGUGCAUUUCUACUGCCUGAUUUCUAUUACAUUACCUUAAUGAUUUCGGGUAUACGUUGCCCUGGUGUGAAGUUGGAUGCUGAGGGCAAACCCGAUCUAAGCGUGAAAAUUCCAUAUGCCGAUGAAGCACGUUUCUUUGUAGAAUCACGUUUAUUGCAAAGAGAUGUAGAAAUUCGUUUGGAAUCCGUCAACAAUGCUAACUUUAUUGGCACAAUUAUACAUCCCAAAGGAAACAUUGCCGAAGCCCUCCUACGUGAAGGUUUAGCCAAAUGCGUUGAUUGGUCAAUGGCAGUCAUGAAAGGCGGUGCUGAUAAGCUACGUGCUGCUGAACGCAUCGCUAAGGAGAAACGCCUACGUUUAUGGCAUGACUAUCAAUCAAGGGCUCCAACUUUCAAAGAGAAAGACUUUACUGGAAACGUUGUUGAAGUGUUUAACGGCGAUGCCAUUAACGUAAAACUGCCAAACGGUCAAAUCAAGAAAGUUUUCUUCUCUUCCAUAAGGCCACCACGCGAUAACCGAUCAGUUGUCGGAGCCGAUGGUGAAGAAAUUGUAAAAGCUCCACCACGUGGCAAAAAUUAUCGUCCCCUAUAUGAAAUUCCUUCCAUGUUCGAAGCACGUGAAUUUCUUCGGAAAAAAUUAAUUGGCAAAAAGGUACAAUGUAAUCUGGAUUAUAUUGCACCCGCACGCGAUAAUUUCCCCGAGAAAUAUUGUUACACUGUACUAAUCGGUGGACAAAAUGUAGCCGAAGCGCUCAUAUCUAAAGGUCUGGCCACCUGUGUGCGUUACCGUCAAGAUGAUGAUCAACGUUCCUCUGCUUACGAUCAAUUGUUGGCUGCAGAAAGUCAAGCUAUCAAGGGUUUGAAGGGUAUGCAUUGCAAGAAGGAGAGUGCGCCAUUACGUAUCAAUGAUCUAACUGUAGACCAUUCCCGCAUCAAAGUUCAAUACCUGCCAUCGUGGCAACGUGCUUUACGCACUGAGGGCAUUGUCGAGUUUGUUGCCAGCGGUUCUCGUUUACGUCUAUAUGUGCCCAAGGAUAGUUGCUUAGUAACAUUCCUACUGGCUGGCAUAUCAUGCCCACGUUCGUCACGUCCUGCAUUAAAUGGUAUUCCCGCACAAGAAGGCGAACCCUUCGGUGACGAAGCUUUGGCUUUUACGAGGGAUCGUGUGCUACAGCGAGAUGUAUCCGUGCAUAUUGAUACCACUGAUAAGGCCGGCUCCUCUGUCAUUGGUUGGUUAUGGACAGACACUAACGUUAACCUGUCGGUCGCUUUGGUUGAAGAAGGUCUAGCCGAGGUACACUUUAGCGCUGAAAAAUCCGAAUAUUACCGACAGCUUAAAAACGCAGAAGAUCGUGCGAAAUCUGCAAAGAAAAACAUUUGGGCUAACUAUGUUGAACAGGUUGUCGAGGAGAAACCUAUAGUUGCGGAAGAAGAAAAAGAGGACAAAGCACCUGUCGAGCGUAAAGUUAAUUAUGAAAAUGUUAUUGUUACCGAAAUAACUGCAGACUUAACAUUCUUUGUGCAAGGAGUUGACAACGGUGGAAAAUUGGAAGCUCUAAUGGCAAAAUUGCAUGCAGAUCUACAGUCGAACCCGCCAAUCACCGGUGCGUACACACCUAAGCGCGGUGAUUUGUGUGCUGCUCAAUUUUCUGCCGACAAGCAAUGGUAUCGCGCAAAGGUAGAACGUGUGCAAGGCCAGAGUGCUACCGUUUUGUACGUUGAUUAUGGCAACAAGGAGGUUGUACCGUUUAACAGGCUUGCUUCGCUACCACCCUCCUUUACAAGUGAAAAACCCUACGCAACCGAAUACGCCCUUGCACUCGUUCAAUUGCCCUCUGAUAACGAAGACAAAGAAGAAGCUUUACGCGCCUUUGCAGAGGAUGUUCUCAAUCGUAAAGUACAGCUUAAUAUUGAGCUGAGGCCUGCUACCGGACCAGCACUAGUAACUGUACAUGACCCAGCUACUAAUGUUGAUAUUGGUAAACAAUUGGUUGCUGAUGGCCUGGUACUCGCUGAGAAACGUCGCGAACGCAAACUCAAGGAACUUGUUGAGCAAUACAGGAAUGCACAACAGGCAGCAUUAACCGCCCAUUUGGCCAUUUGGAAGUACGGCGAUAUAACUCAAGAUGACGCGCCUGAAUUUAGCCGCUAAAAUGAAUUCGCCGUAUGUAACAGCGAAUUGGUUGUUUGUCUGCCACGUACCCGCCCUUCAGAAAAUUUUAAACGUAAUAAGUAAAAUUUUUAUUUACAAAAAAAAAUCGUUCAAAAAAGUAAAACAAAACAAAAAAAGGAAAAAACUGCUCAUAAUUUAAAUAAAAUCUGCAAAAACAACAAACACAGCGCUACACAAACAUAUGGACACAAACACUCAUCGUCGUUGUUAACCAAUUUCUCAAAAAGCUUCCA